Messenger RNA from Calliphora vicina (urban bluebottle blowfly), 1224 nucleotides. It is a transcript of the gene Cralbp, whose product is annotated as Cellular retinaldehyde binding protein. The record is from RefSeq and is a predicted model, not a curated record. The transcript has a single exon. Gene Ontology annotation, cellular component: membrane. Lineage: Eukaryota; Metazoa; Arthropoda; Insecta; Diptera; Calliphoridae. Gene Ontology annotation, molecular function: phosphatidylinositol bisphosphate binding. The coding region runs from base 39 to 1013 and encodes 324 amino acids.
AAAUUCUUCAUUUCUGAACAUACUCACAAACACUCAAUAUGAAGCAAACUGUCGAUCAAAAUGAAGCUGUCCUAUCUGAGGCUCUACUUAAGGUGGCGAAACGUGAAUUGCGCGAAGAUAAAUGUACACGCGAACAAAGUCUGGAGCAAUUUCGCAAUUGGCUAACGAAAAACGAAGACAUACGCAACAUGCGAAUGGACGAUCAUUUUCUGUUGCGUUUUUUGAGAGCUAAAAAAUUCAGUGUCCCAAUGGCUGAGCAGACUUUACUCAAGUACUUGAAUGUCAGACGAACAUUUCCCGAGUAUUGUACACAGCUGGACUUGAAUGAUGAGAAAAUCAUUGAUGUGCUAAACAGUGGUUAUAUCUUUGCCACGCCUAAGCGUGAUAAGCAUGGUCGUCGUGUGGUCAUCAUUAAUGCCAAAGGUUUUAAUGCCAAGAAAUAUACCAGCAUGGAUCAGGCCAAAGCUCACUUUUUAACCUAUGAAUAUCUAAUGGAAGAUCCCCAGACCCAGGUUAUGGGUUUGACACAUGUUGGCGACUUUUCGGGUGUUACCACAGCCCACAUUACUAAUUGGAAUCCCACCGAAUUUGCCCGUCUCUUCAAAUGGGGCGAACAGUCUUUGCCGCUGAGACACAAGGAAAUCCAUUUGGUCAAUGUACCCUCCACUCUUAAAUGGUUGAUUGAUUUUGUGAAAAAUCGUGUCAGCUCCAAAAUACGCAAUCGUCUUACCGUCUAUACCAACGACAAAGAUUUAACCAAAGCUGUUGAUACCGAUUGUCUGCCCUUGGAACUGGGUGGCAAAAUGCCUCUCAACGAAAUGGUGGAAUUAUGGAAACAAGAACUGAAAGAAAAACGUGAUGUUAUUGCGAAAUUAGAUGAAAUUAGCCUGCUAAGUGAUCGCGGUAUACAACGUAAAAGUUCUUACAAUGCCGAGAAGAGCAAUGGACAACCUACAUUUGUGUCACAAAUCGAAUCGAUACAAGGAAGUUUUCGAAAAUUGGAAUUCGAUUAAAAUUAUUAAUUGAAUGAAAUCUUAUUUUAUUAUAAACUUUUUUUUAAAGCAUACUAAAUCAAUAUUAGUUUUAAGUUAUAAAAGGAAAUGUAUUUCUGAUUAGAUUAAGAGGAAUUUCUAUUGAAUUGAAUACAUGAUUACAUAUAUUUUCAAAACUAUUGUUUUGCACUAAAUUAAUUUAAGAAAUAAAGCAUACAAAUUAAAAUGAAAA